CUCUCAGUGUGUGUGUGUGUGUGUGUGUGUGUGUGUGUUGACACUCUGGCCUGCUUGACGAUGUGAGGUCGAAAGAAUCCGUCUGAAGCCUGUAGUAAUGUUCCCUCUGCUGUGAUGUCGUCCGUGUUUAUGAUCUUCCUGCACUAAUGUGAUGGUGUAACUGAAGCAGGUCUUAAGAUGCUGCUCUCUUUGGGGAUGCUGAUGCUCUCGGCCACACAGAUUUACACCAUUGUGACGGUUCAGAUAUUUGCCUUCCUCAAUCUGCUGCCCGUGGAGGCCGACAUAUCAGCUUAUUCAUUCGACAAUAAGACGGAGAGCUUUGAUGAUCUGCCAGCUCGAUUUGGCUACAGGCUUCCCAGUGAUGGACUGAAGGGUUUCCUGAUCGGGGCCCGUCCGGAGAACGCCUGUGUGCCGAUCGCCCCCCCUCCCCUGCGGGACGGCCGCAGCAGUGCCUUCAUCGUGCUGAUCAGGCGCUUCGACUGUAACUUUGACGUCAAGGUCCUCCAUGCGCAGAAGGCCGGCUACAAGGCGGCGAUUGUCCACAAUGUGGACUCUGAUGACUUAAUCAACAUGGGAUCCAACGAUCUGGAUCUUCUGAAGCAGAUAGACAUUCCUUCAGUGUUUAUUGGUGAAGAAGCGGCCAACUCUCUCAAAGAGGAUUACAUCUAUCAGAAAGGUGGUCAUGUGACUCUCCUGCCGGACUUCAGCUUGCCUCUGGAAUACUAUCUGAUCCCAUUCCUCAUCAUCGUUGGAAUCUGCCUCAUCCUCAUUGUAGUGUUCAUGAUCACGAAGUUCGUACAGGACAGACACAGAGCCAGGAGAAGUCGCUUACGCAAGGACCAGCUGAAGAAACUCCCAAUUCACAAGUAUAAGAAAGGUGAUUUGUAUGACGUGUGUGCCAUUUGUUUGGAGGAGUACGAGGAGGGCGACAAGCUGCGGGUUCUUCCCUGCUCACACGCCUACCACAGCAAGUGUGUGGACCCAUGGCUGACCAAAACCAGGAAGACCUGCCCCGUGUGCAAGCAGAAGGUGGUGUCGUCCGACGGCGACUCUGACUCUGGUGACAGUGGUGGAGAGGAGAACGAAGCCUCAGAAAACACGCCCCUGCUGCGAUCUCUGGCCUCCACCAGCGCCCAUUCCUUCGGGACCAUGUCCGGCCCGCUGUCCCGUCACGACGCAGAGUCCUCGGACUACGACGAGCGCAGCGCCUCGACCGACUGCGAGGAGGAGGAUGACGUGGAGACGGUGGUUGUACAGCUGCAGCAGGACCGUCCCGACGACACGGAGGCCAUCGCUUGAGACGCCCGCUACAACUCUCAGCCAGAAGUUAUCAUAAAACAUCUUUAACGUUCACAGCGAUACUAUGCAGCGAAAUUGAAUAAAUCACAAAUUUUGCCAACCUGGUGAGACGUCACCUUUGAGGAUGUGAUUAGCGCUUGCUGCUGGACGUGUAGUUAGCUAAUAACACAUUUACAUACUGUAAGGAGUUUUUUUUUUUUUUUGCUAACACAAAGUGAUCUGUUACUGAUGUAACUUUACUGUAAAUACACCUUUCACUCACCCUUGUUUCUAAAUAGUCUACAUUCUCUUCAUGAAUAAAAUACUACACCUUU
This is a messenger RNA of Carassius auratus (goldfish), 1613 nucleotides long. Its product is annotated as E3 ubiquitin-protein ligase RNF13-like. The transcript has 10 exons. The record is from RefSeq and is a predicted model, not a curated record. Lineage: Eukaryota; Metazoa; Chordata; Actinopteri; Cypriniformes; Cyprinidae. The coding region runs from base 178 to 1299 and encodes 373 amino acids. Gene Ontology annotation, molecular function: zinc ion binding.